AUGAUAUUGGAGAAAACAAUGCAGAGAUCAAGGAAAGAUUGGUCACGAAAGUUAGAUGAUGCACUGUGGGCGUACAGAACAGCGUUUAAAACACCUAUCGGUAUGUCACCGUAUAGGUUGGUGUACGGAAAGGCUUAUCAUUUGUCGGUGGAAUUAGAGCAUAAGGCCUAUUGGGCUAUGAAGACCCUAAACAUGGAGUUAGCAGCUGCAGGAAAGAAAAGAUUGCUGCAAUUGAAUGAGUUGGAAGAAUUUAGAAAUGAGGCCUAUGAAAAUGCAAUGAUCUACAAGGAAAGAACAAAAAAAUGA
Messenger RNA from Cannabis sativa, 306 nucleotides. RefSeq lists its product as uncharacterized. The transcript has a single exon. Bases 1 to 306 code for a protein of 101 amino acids. Gene Ontology annotation, molecular function: nucleic acid binding. The record is from RefSeq and is a predicted model, not a curated record. Lineage: Eukaryota; Viridiplantae; Streptophyta; Magnoliopsida; Rosales; Cannabaceae.